Culex quinquefasciatus (southern house mosquito) is the source of this 626-nucleotide messenger RNA. Its product is annotated as acylphosphatase-2. The record is from RefSeq and is a predicted model, not a curated record. Gene Ontology annotation, molecular function: acylphosphatase activity. NCBI's taxonomy places the organism in Eukaryota, Metazoa, Arthropoda, Insecta, Diptera, Culicidae.
ACAAUCACAUCUGAAAUCUCUGAUACGAGUCUCAAAUAAACAUAAUAAUGCGACGACGCGAGCUCGGUUUUAUUUUGGUUGUUCCCUUCGUAGUGCUACUUGUCGUUGCCGUGGUGCAGCAACCAAUCGAAGCAACCUGUCCCGUGCUCGGUUGCCCGGCGGAUUUGUUUGCAGCAGAAGACGGCGAUUUGGUUGGACGCUCGACGACAAUGGCUGGGAAACUGUUGGCCUGCGAUUUCGAGGUGUUUGGAAUUGUCCAAGGGGUAUUUUUUAGGAAGUACACUCAGAAGCAAGCCACCAGCCUUGGAUUGAAGGGAUGGUGCAUGAACACCCGGGACAGGACAGAAGGCCAAAUGGAAGGAGAGGCGAAGCCGAUCAAUGAAAUGAAGUACUGGCUGCAAAAUAAGGGAAGUCCCACCAGUCGCAUCGACAAGGCUGUUUUUGGCGAGCUCAAAGAGAUUCCCAAGUAUUCGUACAAUGAUUUCGGAAUCAAGCGUUAGACGUGUGGUGUUGUGUUCCCCAAGGGAUGUUUGAACAUUGAAAUUAGUUGUGUUCUGCGUGAUUUACCUUAUCUAUUUAAAAAAAUAUUUCUAAUAAAUACCAAUUGAGAAGUUAAAAAUAAAUUA